This is a messenger RNA of Zasmidium cellare ATCC 36951, 1308 nucleotides long. RefSeq lists its product as uncharacterized. Gene Ontology annotation, cellular component: nucleolus. The record is from RefSeq and is a predicted model, not a curated record. The coding region runs from base 1 to 1308 and encodes 435 amino acids. Gene Ontology annotation, molecular function: 5S rRNA binding. NCBI's taxonomy places the organism in Eukaryota, Fungi, Ascomycota, Dothideomycetes, Mycosphaerellales, Mycosphaerellaceae. The transcript has a single exon. Gene Ontology annotation, biological process: ribosomal large subunit assembly; rRNA processing.
AUGGCCGCCGACAAGACCGUCAUCGCACCGGCGACACACUCACAGCCCUCCCGAAAGGGCAAGAAGGCCUGGCGGAAGAAUGUCGACAUCUCCGAAGUACAGACCGGCCUGGACGAUGUUCGAGAAGAAAUCAUCAAGGGCGGCGUGAUCGCGGAGAAAGAUGCGGAUCAACUGUUCGCGACUGAUUUGCAAGGCGACGCAGAGAUUGAAAAGAAGCAGCGAGGGAAGAAGUCACUCAAGGCGGACGAGAUUCUGGGACAGAGAAGCGCUGUGCUGGGCCUGGACCACCGCAAGCGGAAAGCGGAAGAGACGGUUGGUGGUGGAAAGAGGCAGAAAAACGGGACGUAUGUCUCGCAUAGGGAGCUGCAGAGAUUGAAGGGUGUUGCAGACGGCGGAAGUGUGGGUGUGGUGGCGGACGAGGGCGCCUCGCACGAUCCAUGGGCAGAUGUUGCACCCGUAGAGCAACCCGAGUUCAGUUUCUUGGAGCCGCCGAAAGACAAGGUCGCACCGAAGACGCUCAAACAAGCACCUGUCCCAUUGACCGCGAGUGGAAAACCUCUGGCGCAUGUACGGAAACCUGAUGCUGGAAAGUCGUACAACCCGCUUGUUGGUGACUGGUCCGCAUUGCUGGAGAGGGAAGGUGAAGCUGCUGUCGAAGCUGAAAAGGCACGUCUUGCGGCAGAGGCAGAAGCAGAGGAGAAAGAGAUACGAGCACUGGAGGAGGCAGCAAAGGUUGAGGCAGCCGAGAAGGACGAGUACGCCACAGACUACGAAAGUGCCUGGGAGAGCGAAUGGGACGGCAUUCAAUCCGAGGCUGAGCAAGAAGCACAUACACAAAAGCAGACGAAGCGAAAGACGCCUUCGGAACGCAACAAGGUCAAAGCAAGGAAGGAGAGAGAGGCGCGAGAAAAGUGGGAGCUUAAGCAAAAGGAGCGCGAGAAGCAGGAAAAGCAGAUCAAGCAAAUCGCCAAAGAACUCUCAGAGCGGGACAAGAAGCGUCGGCCAGGUAGCCAACUCCAACCCGACAACGACUCCUCGGACUCAGACGAAAAUGAUCGCCAGACUGGGCUCCAGAAACGUCGCUUUGGCCAGAAAGCCAUCCCGGAAGCACCACUGGAAGUCACACUACCCGAGGAUCUUGAGGAGUCGUUGAGACGGCUGAGGCCCGAGGGAAAUCUCCUGACAGAUCGCUAUCGGAAUCUGUUGAUCAAUGGCAAGUUGGAGGUGAGGAAGAAGGUUGGACAGAUGAAGAAGAAGCAAACGUUCCGCACGGAGAAGUGGACGUACAAGGAUUUCAAGUUGAAGUAG